Leishmania mexicana MHOM/GT/2001/U1103 is the source of this 357-nucleotide messenger RNA. Its product is annotated as putative RNA binding protein. Bases 1 to 357 code for a protein of 118 amino acids. The record is from RefSeq and is a predicted model, not a curated record. The transcript has a single exon. Lineage: Eukaryota; Euglenozoa; Kinetoplastea; Trypanosomatida; Trypanosomatidae.
AUGGAGGAGUUCUACGGUAUGGAGGUCUUCGCCGGCAAGUCGGCAAAGCCCAAUAUUUCGGCCGACCGCGUGCUGCAUGUGACGCAGGUGGCGCUGCCGCCGAACGCGUCUCACGCCAUCACGCUGCUCGUCAAGACGGAAGGCAAGUCUUUUGUGCUCGCGACACUGGACCCGCAGCAGGCACUCUUCCACGUGAGUGUGGACAUGCUCUUUAGCGGCAAGCAGAAGCUGACGUUCACCUGCGAAGGUGCGGCUGGGGCCGUGCACGUCAUUGGGUACACACAGCUCGCGGAGGAGGAGGAGGCCAUAGACGACGAGGAUGACGAUGAUAUGAUGGACGACGAGGACGUCGCGUAA